GGGCGGGUCUCGGCCGGCGGAGCCACGCCCCCGGCGCAGGUCUCGCGACAGCUGGGCGAAUCCUCACCCGGGCGGAAAAUGGCCCGUCGCGGGCCCGGCGGACCCGCGAGCCUGGCGCCCUGCGCGGCUGCCCUGCUCCUCGCCCUGGGCGUGGAAGCGGCUCUGGCGCCCCCCGAGAUCUGCCAAGAGUGUCCCGGGAGCGUGCAAAACGUGUCCGAAGUGGCCCGUUAUUGUAAGCAGACGCCUGCGCUAAUGCUGCAUGCCCGCUGCUGCCUAAAUCAGAAGGGCACCAUCCUGGGGCUGGAUCUCCAGAACUGUUCCCUGAAGGAUCCCGGUCCACACUUUCCUCAGGCGCUCACUGCGGUCAUCAUAGACCUGCAAGCAAACCCCCUGAAGGAGAACUUGACCGACACCUUCCGUGGCUUCACCCAGCUCCAGACUCUGGUCCUGCCGCGGGACGUCAAGUGUCCUGGAGGAAUCAAGGCCUGGGAUAAUGUCACUGAUGGUAAAGAGAACAGAACCUGCCUGGGACAAAGGAAUCUUUGCAAUGACACCAGAGACCCAGCACUGUGUCCCGAGAACGGCUCCUGCGCGCCCAAUGGCCCAGGUCUCUUGCAGUGUGUUUGUGCCGACGGUUUCCACGGCUACAAGUGCAUGCGCCAGGGCUCUUUCCCACUGCCUAUGUUCUCCGGGAUUCUGGGAUCCGCCACGCUAGCCGUCUCCGCCGCGCUCUGGGGCACCCAGCGCCGCAAAGCCAAGGCGUCCUGAAGGCCCCCCUUCCCCUGGGCUUCCGCCCGAGAGCGCAUCUUGCUUGCGCUCGGCCCGGCCAGGGCGCGCUUCUUCCGCUUCUUCCGGGCUGCUUGGCAUCGCUGCCCGGGCGGGCGGAUCCUCGGGGCUGAGGCCGCCGCUGGAAGGAGGAGGGAAACGGGCAGCCCUGGAGCUCGCGGAGUCCGGGCGGGGCCGAGACCGAACCGGGACCUGGGACCCAUUGUGUGCCGUUUCAUUGUAAUAAACUCGUUUGUUUGGUUUCUUUA
Messenger RNA from Sorex fumeus (smoky shrew), 1034 nucleotides. It is a transcript of the gene ATRAID, whose product is annotated as all-trans retinoic acid induced differentiation factor. NCBI's taxonomy places the organism in Eukaryota, Metazoa, Chordata, Mammalia, Eulipotyphla, Soricidae. Gene Ontology annotation, biological process: positive regulation of osteoblast differentiation. Gene Ontology annotation, cellular component: intracellular membrane-bounded organelle. Bases 79 to 768 code for a protein of 229 amino acids. The record is from RefSeq and is a predicted model, not a curated record. The transcript is spliced from 7 exons.